AUGAUUAACUGCACGCGCAGACGGAAUACCCUGAAAGAGAGAACAUCAUGGACUGGAACGAACUCAUAUUCAUCAACACCAUCGUGGGUGAGAUCUGGACGAGCUUCCAAGAACGUACGUCUGAACAACAGCUUGCCCAAGGAGGCAGCUGCGCUGCCUGAUGACGAUCUGAACACGCCGUCACCCUUUCGCUCAUCCGAAUGUCCCAGCGACGAAAAGCGAUGGGCAUUGUGCUUCGAGACUUGGUCUUUGACUGCCAGGGCCGUGACAGAAGCUUUCUAUGGCACCAUUCACCCCCGCAUUAUUGUGGAAAGGCACAGGAGUAGUAACUAA
Messenger RNA from Penicillium concentricum, 333 nucleotides. RefSeq lists its product as uncharacterized. NCBI's taxonomy places the organism in Eukaryota, Fungi, Ascomycota, Eurotiomycetes, Eurotiales, Aspergillaceae. Bases 1 to 333 code for a protein of 110 amino acids. The transcript has a single exon. The record is from RefSeq and is a predicted model, not a curated record.